AAUCAUAACACAUUAUAGAGCAUUAUAAAGCAUUUUAUAAUUAUAGGUAAUACCUGAAACAAUUCUGCCUUACCUGUAGCUGUAUACUUUACUUUUAUGUAAACGUUUGAUCAACAAAAGUGACUCCUUAAAAAAAAUAGGUGCAAACCCUGCACUGGAGUUAAAACUUGUCAUCAUCAUCUUCAGCAUGAGAUGUCAGCAAUGAGACCACAGAGAAGAAGAGGCAGCAUAUUUUUCAUCUUUGGGCAAGGACAAGGAUGGAUUCAAUAUAAAAUAUAUUAAUUCAUUUUAAGGUGGAGGAGUUUUCAGUUGCUGCCACUUUCAGAAGUGAGACUUUCUUAUUGAAUAUCAAGGGGAAAUCAUAGGCAAACAGGAACAUGAAAACAGGUUAAGACUGUAUCAUGAUGUCCUGAAGGUUUUCAUGUUUGAAUUUCUCUUCAAUGGGAAAAAACUAUGCCAGAGAGGAUGACUCCCUAGGGAGACUCGUCAAUGAUGAUCAUGUAAGCCCAAACAGCAGAAUGAGGAUCAUCACUGUGGAUAGAAAGCCUCAUCUCUGUUUAUUUGCGAUCAAGGACAUCAGGCCAGGGGAAGAGAUAACCUACAACUAUGGAGAUUCGGACUGGCCAUGGAGAUUAAAGGUUGCAACUGAAGCACAUCCUCACCAUGCAGCCUGGGCAUCUGACUGCACCAAAGACGUUGAACAGGUUUCAACUGAAGCACAUCCUCACCAUGCAGCCUGGGCAUCUGACUGCACCAAAGACGUUGAACAGAACUGUAAACAUGAUGUGGUUUCCUCAGAAGUACCAAGCUCGGAGAAAUGUGUGUUGUGUUAUGGACCCUUCUCUGCCUUAAAAUGGAUUGGUUUGAGAUGUAAAGGGCAGAACAGGUGCAAAAAGCCCAGGAGGAAAACAAAACCACAUGAACGCCUUGCGUUUCUCAAAAAUGCUGAUGAAGGGCUUGAUCCCAGGAGGAAACGAAAGCAGCAGUGGUCUCCAUCUGAGGUUGCAGCAGCGCUGAGACAUUUCAAAAGUCUCAUCAACAACGGGAAACUAGCGACAGUGUCAGCAGUACAAGACUGCUGAGCAUCCUGCUCUAGCCAAUCGCACAGUUCAAAAUAUAAGACUUUGUCAGAAAUCAUGGCAUAUCCUUAAAGAAGAAAAGUGGUGACUGAACAGCCGCCAUUUUUGUUUUCAUUUGUGAAGAUCUCCUUAUAGUUAAAGCUAAAGGUUUAUAUCUGAAUUAUAGAAUUGUCAUGUUCUGACAAAAAACACAAUUAAAUUUAAGUCCUUGUUCACUGA
Molecule: messenger RNA, 1298 nt
Organism: Thunnus maccoyii (southern bluefin tuna)
Lineage: Eukaryota; Metazoa; Chordata; Actinopteri; Scombriformes; Scombridae
Exons: 9
Coding region: 441-1082 (213 amino acids)
Molecular function (GO): protein binding
Source: RefSeq, a predicted model, not a curated record